Molecule: messenger RNA, 542 nt
Organism: Oppiella nova
Lineage: Eukaryota; Metazoa; Arthropoda; Arachnida; Sarcoptiformes; Oppiidae
Source: the annotation of a GenBank genome assembly
CUCGUGUCUUCCGAUCACUACUUAUUCUCCAAUAAAUUAUUUUCAUUCUUCACUCUUCUCUGGCGGCUCUCUAUAAUCAGUCAAAUGUCACACAAAACAUAGUUUUCAAUCAUUUGAUUACAACAAUCAAAAGAUCAAUAAAAAGAGAUCAAACUUCAGAAACUAUAGCUACAGCUACUGAGAGCUUUUAUUUAUGGAGAAUUUGUUUAAGAAAGUUAUAUUUCCUAAGUUGUCGGCGAUUUUCUUUUCAAUUAUUUUCUAUCUGACAAUUUGUCAGUUAAAUGUUUGUAAAUCACAUGAAUUUUAUGACUUCAUCGGCUCCGGAGAGUGAUGACCAUCUAAAUAAGGAAUGGCUGAAUCGGCUGCCGAUCCGACCGGGAAUGGUUCAGUUCUCGGUCAACAAACCGCACACUCUCUCAGCCCCCGAAGCCAGCGGCAGAAGUAAGCGGAGAUCAGGUGCCACACGACUCAUGACGGAAUUGGUUCAGGAUGUCUGUCCAUCCGUUUCCGAUUGGGUGGCCCGCUCUGAGGCACUCGACCCC